AUCAUGUUUAAAAUUGAAUGCUCAAAGUAUGCAGAACCACAAGCCUAAUUCAUCAUGAAUGUGUGAAUGUGGCAAAUUUGUGAUGUAGAAAAUAGGGAAUAAUGGUCCCAGAAAAUUUGUCAAACUUGUUGUCUACUCUGUGCCACAUAUUAUGGUGGCCCAUUUUAGCCACCACCCAAAUAAUGUAAUCCUGUCUCUUCAAGAGUCCCAUUUCUUGCAUGUACAAAGAGAGAAGUCUUGAAAAAUUACAUUAAAAAAUUUGACAGAAAAAAAUGGGAAUCUCUUAAACCAGUGAAAUUCCAGUGGCAACAAAACCUGACUAUGAUAGAGCAACUGAGCUUAAAGCUUUUGAUCAAACAAAAGACGGUGUUAAAGGACUUGUUGAUGCUUCUAUCACAAACAUCCCUCGCAUGUUCCAUCACGAAAUUGAUAAAGAUUCAGCUCCAUCUUCAAGUAGCACCACCAAACUUCUUGUUCCUUCUGUUGAUCUUGUUGAUAUUCAUCAAGAUCCCACAAGAAGAAAAACAGUUGUUGAGAAAAUUAGAGAAACAUCUGAGACAUGGGGUUUCUUUCAAGCUGUUAAUCAUGGAAUAGAAAUUACUGUUUUGGAUGAGAUGAAGAAUGGAGUUAUAAGAUUCUUUGAGCAAGAUUCUGAGGUGAAAAGAGAACUAUACUCACGUGAUGAUGUCGUGAAACCUUUGGUUUAUAAUAGUAACUUUCAUCUUUAUAGUUCACCAGCUGCUAAUUGGAGGAAUACCUUUUACUGUUUCAUGGCUCCUCAGUCUCCUAAACCAGAAGAUUUGCCAUCAGUUUGUAGUUAUAUGUUAGAUAUAAUCUUAAUUCAACUGUAUGACAGAGACACUCCGACAUUGACAAUGUCAAAAAUUUAAGACACCGACACACGCAUAUAUUUAAAAAUUUUAGAAUUAAAAAAAAUCAUUUUCUUAGAACAUAUGUCUUACUUUUCUGACACAUGUUUUAAAAUAUUAUAUAAGUGUUGGACACUGUUGCGUGUCGGACAUUGUAACACUCCUACUCCUAGAGUCCGUGCUUCAUAGCUAUGAAUAUAUUUACAUUGUUAAUGAUCUUGUUUACAUUGUUGUAACAGCUAUAACAAAUGAUAGAUUCAAAAGUGUUGAGCAUAGAGUAUUGGCAAACCAUGUUGGUCCAAGAGUAUCAAUUGCAAGCUUUUUUAGCACAAGUUUUCAACCAUCAACAAAAAUUAUGG
Messenger RNA from Lathyrus oleraceus (garden pea), 1228 nucleotides. Its product is annotated as 1-aminocyclopropane-1-carboxylate oxidase homolog 12-like. The record is from RefSeq and is a predicted model, not a curated record. The transcript has a single exon. NCBI's taxonomy places the organism in Eukaryota, Viridiplantae, Streptophyta, Magnoliopsida, Fabales, Fabaceae. The coding region runs from base 411 to 890 and encodes 159 amino acids.